AUGACUCGACCCGGUUAUUAUGAAUACUCCCUAGAAGCGCAAAAUGCUUUUGACCCGUUUGCUUUUCAAACCCCAAUGUCACAAUCACCGAGAGACGUACAACAUGACUCCGAUGAGGAGUUCGUGCAAGAAACCCAAGAACAGGAGUUAGAUGAUGAUGAUGAAGAUGUUGCGGUUGAAGAAAAUCUCGUGAACGAAAAUGUAGCCGAACCGGAAAGAAAAGCAAAAGCCAAACGGGAAACUUGGACGCCUAGACAAGACGAGGCGUUAGCAAAAGGUUUUGUUCAUUGCACUUUGAAUAAAAAGAAAGGAAAUCAACAAAAGGCGGAUGGGUUUUGGAAGAAAGUUCUAAACCACUACAAUGAAACGGUCGGAGGAAGUAACCGAACCCACCACCAAGUUCGCUCAAAAUGGAUGACGAUGCAAACAAAAAUUAACACAUUCAACGGUCUAUUUCAUCAAGCGUAUCGUUUACGUCCUAGCGGGAGUGACGAUGCUUAUGUAAUGAAACAAACGCUAAAGGAUUACAAAAGCAAAGAAAAAAUUGACUUCGCUCAUAUUGCGGCUUGGGAGGUUGUUAGAACAAAUCAAAAAUGGUCGCCGGUACCUUUGUUGAAUGAAGAAAGCUCCGGUUCGGGCCCGUCACAACGUGUCCCUUUUUUCCUUUUUGACAAGUUUGCUGCAACAGGCGGGUCCUAG
Molecule: messenger RNA, 699 nt
Organism: Helianthus annuus (common sunflower)
Lineage: Eukaryota; Viridiplantae; Streptophyta; Magnoliopsida; Asterales; Asteraceae
Product: glutathione S-transferase T3-like
Exons: 3
Coding region: 1-699 (232 amino acids)
Source: RefSeq, a predicted model, not a curated record